This is a messenger RNA of Mesocricetus auratus (golden hamster), 2286 nucleotides long. It is a transcript of the gene Zp2, whose product is annotated as zona pellucida glycoprotein 2. Gene Ontology annotation, molecular function: structural constituent of egg coat; acrosin binding. Gene Ontology annotation, cellular component: egg coat. Gene Ontology annotation, biological process: prevention of polyspermy; binding of sperm to zona pellucida. NCBI's taxonomy places the organism in Eukaryota, Metazoa, Chordata, Mammalia, Rodentia, Cricetidae. The transcript is spliced from 18 exons. The record is from RefSeq and is a predicted model, not a curated record. The coding region runs from base 113 to 2254 and encodes 713 amino acids.
GGUGGGAUCACAUCCUAUCUUGCUAUAACAGUGAGAGCGCACACAGCCUCCGUGCUCUAGUGGUGGCUUCCAACAUGGUUUGGAGGCAGAGGAGAGAGUCUGUAAGCCCUCCAUGCUGCAGGAGCACCUACAGGUCGAUUUCUCUCUUAUUUGCCCUUCUGACUUCAGUAAACUCAUUAAGUCUUCCUCAGUUGAAGCACCCUUCCUUCCCAGGAAUAGUGUCUCCUGUAACUCAAGAGUCUUCCAAUAUUUCAUCCGUUCUCCAGUCACUGUCUCUUGUGAUGAAAAUGAAGUGAGAGUUGCAUUUCCAAGCAGUUUUGACAUGGAAAAAUGGCAACCUUCUGUGGUGGAUACCUCUGGUGUUGAAAUUUUGAACUGCACUUAUACUCUGGACUCAGAAAAGCUCCUCAUGAAAUUUCCUUAUGAAAACUGUACUACAAGAACAUUUGGUGGGUACCAGGUGACCAUCAGGGUCCAGGACAAUAGUACUGAAGAGGACGUGCAUCAUUUCUCCUGUCCACUUAAGAAAAUGGAGAUCCACGAGCGUUCAGAAGUCAUAGUCUGCAUGGAGGAUUUUGUAUCUUUUUCCUUCCCCUACGUUUUCUCUAAGUUGGCUGAUGAUGAUCAGAAAAAUGCUUCUGAGACGGGAUGGAUUGUUAAUCUUGGCAAUGGUACAAGAGUCCACAGACUGCCCCUGAAGGAUGCCUUAAGACAAGGAUUUAAUUUUCUGAUUGACACCCGGAAAAUAACCCUCGAAGUCCCAUUCAAUGCUACUGGAGUCGGUCACUAUGUGCAAGGGAGAAGUCAUCUCUAUACUGUGCAACUGAAGCUCUUGUUCUCAAUUCCUGAGCAGACGGUCACCUUCACCUCACAAGCUGUCUGUGCAUCAGAUCUUUCUGUGGCUUGCAAUGCUACACACAUGACUCUCACCAUACCAGAAUUUCCUGGGAAGCUAACGUCUGUGGACUUUGGAAAAAGCAGCAUCCCCGAGAUGCAAUGGCAUGCCAAUGGGAUCGACAAAGAAGCAACAAAUGGCUUGAGACUGCAUUUCAGAAAAACUCUCCUGAAAACAAAACCCUCUGAAAAAUGUCCACCCUAUCAGUUCUACUUCUCCUCACUCAAGCUGAACUUUAGCCUUCAGCCACACCUGGUGUCCUUGGUGAUUGAUCCUGAGUGCCAUUGUGAGUCACCAGUCUCUAUAGUUGCAGAUAAACUGUGUACACAGGAUGGCUUUAUGGACUUUGAGGUCUACAGCCACCAAACAAAACCUGCUCUGAACCUGGAGACCCUUGUCGUGGGAAACUCUUCCUGUCAUCCUAUCUUCAAGUCUCAGUCACAGGGCCUUCUACGGUUCCAUAUACCUCUGAAUGGAUGUGGAACAGGACAGAAAUUUGAAGGUGAUAAAGUCAUCUACGAGAAUGAAAUACAUGCUCUCUGGAAAAAUCUACCACCAAGCAUCAUAUUUAGGGAUAGUGAAUUCAGAAUGACAGUGAGGUGUUAUUACACCAGAGACAGUGUGCCACUAAAUGCCGAUAUCAAAAGCCUUCUUUCUCCAGUGGCCUCUGUGAAGCCAGGUCCACUGAUGUUGGUCCUGCAAAUCUACCCAGACAAAUCCUACCAGCAACCUUAUAGGAAGGAUGAGUACCCUCUAGUGAGAUACCUCCGCCAGCCAAUCUACAUGGAAGUGACUGUGUUGAACAGGAAUGACCCCAGUAUCAAGCUGGUCUUAGAUGACUGCUGGGCAACAUCUUCUAGCGACCCAGCCUCUGUCCCACAGUGGCACAUUGUCGUGGAUGGCUGUGAAUAUGAACUGGACAACUACCGCACUACCUUCCAUCCAGCUGGCUCCUCUGUGGUCCAUCCUGCUCACUACCAGAGGUUUGAUGUGAAGACCUUUGCCUUUGUGUCAGAGGCACAGGGGCUCUCUAGCCUGAUCUACUUCCACUGCAGUGCCUUAAUCUGCAACCCAGAGUCCCUUGACUCCCCUCUGUGCUCUGUGACUUGCCCUGCACCAUUGAGGAGCAAACGAGAGGCCAUCCAAGAAGAUACAAUGACAGUUAGCCUCCCAGGACCCAUUCUCUUGCUGUCAGACGACUCUUCACUUAAAGAUACUAUGGUCCCCAACAGGCAUGAGAUUGCCAAGGAUACUGCUUCUAAAACAGUAGCUGCCAUGGCUGCAUUAGUGGGUUCAGUGGUGAUUGUUGGCUUCAUCUGUUACCUGCAUAAGGAAAGAACUAUGAGGUUGGAUCAUUGAUUGGACUUGCAAAUAAAGAGGCUGUGGUAGAA